Messenger RNA from Cyprinodon variegatus (sheepshead minnow), 1459 nucleotides. It is a transcript of the gene avpi1, whose product is annotated as arginine vasopressin induced 1. The coding region runs from base 190 to 783 and encodes 197 amino acids. Lineage: Eukaryota; Metazoa; Chordata; Actinopteri; Cyprinodontiformes; Cyprinodontidae. The record is from RefSeq and is a predicted model, not a curated record. The transcript is spliced from 3 exons.
CAUUUCAGGUCAGUGAUUUACCAAUUGACACAGAAAGGAGUCAAAUUAGAAAGCGCUGCAGCAGAUUGGCAGCACAUAGAGGGGUUUCCUUGCUGUAUGAAAGAGAAAAACACGCAGGGAAAUCUGAUGGAUGGACUGAGCCUUUGAAAUAAACCUGGGUAUUGUCUGCCACUUUUCCCAUCUUUCUGGAUGGAUUCCAUAUCGACAACCCCUUCUCCAUCAGUGGCGGUUGGUUCUUCUUCCCUGUGGCGUCUGACCGAGAGAAGGAACAGGAAGUCUGGUUCAGGGAACAUUUUCAGCAGUGUGAAUCUGCAGCAGCUCCAGAGGUUGUUUACGGCAGCGGGGGAUCAGGAUGCACAGCAGAGGGCCCAGCUGGUCUGGGGACACAGAGACGAAGCUGAACUAGCUCAGGCCUUAAUAGCGCUGAGGAGUCGAGUUCAUAAAAGAGAACUGAGGACUAAUGAUGCCUUGGGCUCACACUGGCUGCGAUCUUUCAACCAACUCAGGAUUCGAGAGGACUCUCCAAGCAGACAUAGUGAAGAUGAUGGUGAGGAGCUGGAUUUUAAAGCUGAAAUACCAAGAAGUUCAGAGUCCUGGGGGCACACCUUAUUUGGAGUAAUGUCAGGAGGGACUGGUGAACAGUUGGCUCAGACUGAGAGGGAGAACACUAACAGGAACUUUGACAGAGCAACCAAAUCCAGCUCAGGACCGAGGAGGGCGGGAGAGAGUAACCCAGAGAGAUACCUGCACCGAAUACGUCGCUGUGAAACAAAGAAUAGAUAAAACCCCAGGAAGCAACGUAUCAUUUUUAUGGCUGGAAAUUAAACUAAGAGGAGUUAAUAUAUUAAAUCAGCACAAACCAUAGACUGUUUAAAUUCACCACACAGCUUUUAAAAACUUUGGCCCAAAAGCAGCCGUAUGUGUUCUCAAAUUCACAAUACCUGUAACACAGUGCCACAGUGGAUAAGGAGGAUUAGAUCGUUGCAAUGACAAAAUAUAUUUGUGUUUGCUUUUAUUUAUUUUUGAAAUAUUCAUCACCAAACUCUUACUUACUGAAAGCUCAGGUUGCACAGACCAAAAAUAAUAUGACAAAGUUGCAUAUAGAUGUUGUGUUGACGACACAAUGCAAGAGGUUGUCCACUCUCUACAUGCUCAUCCAGGACGAACAGAUUCUGCAAAGUCAAUGACUUCAUUAAAUAAGCUGGGUUUUCUUAGAUAAGAAACACUUAAUUGUAUGUAUGAACUUAAUCUGUAUGUAGGAUUUGAUUAAAUUAUCUUUGCAAAGCGCCUUUAGAUGAUGUAUUGUUAAUGGCGAUAUAUAAAUAAACUAAAAUUAAUUGAAUUGUAAACAGAAUUGCAGUCUUAUAAAAAAUAAUUGUUAAUCAAACCUCUGAAAAUACUGGAUGUAGUUUGGAUUGUGUUUCAUAAUCUUGAAACUUUCUAUUUUGUACUCUGACUA